Lingula anatina is the source of this 838-nucleotide messenger RNA. Its product is annotated as transcription intermediary factor 1-beta-like. The record is from RefSeq and is a predicted model, not a curated record. Lineage: Eukaryota; Metazoa; Brachiopoda; Lingulata; Lingulida; Lingulidae.
GUGUCGCCAAGAGGCUCCCGUACCACCAGGUGGGUUAGAAACUCUCGUGAAAAACUUCUUCUUAAGAAAAGUAACAGACUUCAUGAAAGACCAGAAAGCGCCCGAGGGGAGACUUUGUGAGUAUUGUAACCAUAAAGAGGCCACUUUCAUGUGCCAAGGUUGUCCAGAAACCAACCAACUGUGUGCUACAUGUCGUGAUAUUCACGACAAAAUUCCGUCUUGUAAGGGCCAUUCGUUUGUACCGCUGUCACAAGUCGACAUCUCAGUUAAGACAGGCAAUAUAAGAGAACAAUUGCGCCACGUAUUAGAUAAAGUUCAUUAUUGCGACAAACACGACGGAGAACCACUGGCAUUCUAUUGUGAAGAGGAUGACACUGUUAUAUGCAGGGAAUGUAUUAUAAAAGUCCACAGCAAACACGAUUUCAAAGAAUUAGGGGAUGUGGUGAAAAUGCAAAGGGAUCAAAUACAAGAGAAGCUAAAACGUCUCCCUACUGAGAAACUGUCUCGUUUUGAGAAGGCGGAGAAUACCAUUGUACGAACUGAAGAGAGGCUGACAGAAAAUCAGACAAAAGUUCUUCAAUUGGCAGAUUCUCAGAAAUUAGCUAUGACGAAGGAGAUAAAUGAAAACAGUAAAGCUAUUGACAUGGAAAUCAACACUUAUUAUCAACAAGUAGAUAAAGACGUACGUCAACAGACGGACGCUUAUUUAACAAAUGUCAAACAGUGUUUAGAAACCUAUCGAAAAGAAAAACAGUCAAAUUACACCAAAAUGAAAAGAACUGUCGAUGACAAAAACAAUAAAAUAAAGGCAGAAGUGAAGGCACUCACCUCCACACAG